Saimiri boliviensis boliviensis (Bolivian squirrel monkey) is the source of this 2046-nucleotide messenger RNA. RefSeq names its product membrane spanning 4-domains A14 (gene MS4A14). Lineage: Eukaryota; Metazoa; Chordata; Mammalia; Primates; Cebidae. Gene Ontology annotation, cellular component: plasma membrane. Gene Ontology annotation, biological process: cell surface receptor signaling pathway. The record is from RefSeq and is a predicted model, not a curated record.
AUGGAGUCAACAUCCCAGGACCCAAAGGCAACUCAUGUCAUCACUAUACAACCAAACGAAACCGUAUUGACUGCAUUUCCCUACAGACCUCAUAGCUCUCUGCUGGACUUUCUGAAAGGAGAGCCAAGAGUGUUGGGGGCUACCCAGAUCCUCCUUGCUCUAAUCAUUGUGGGCCUUGGAACAAUAUUUGUACUUAAUUACAUCCAUUUCUCUCAAAGACUUCCCCUUGUUCUCCUCUCAGGAUAUCCAUUUUGGGGAGCACUUAUUUUUAUGGUUACAGGGUACCUCACAGCAGUGGAAGAGAAAUCAAAAACUCAGGGUCAAGUUGUCAUGGCCAUGAAUAUUAUCAGUUCCUUGGUUGCGAUAACUGGGAUUACUUUCACCAUGCUCAGCUACAGACAUCAAGACAAAUACUGCCAGACACCUUCCCUUGAAGAAAUAUGUGUUUUAGGUAGAACUCUUUUCAUUGGAAUUUUGUCAAUCUUACUGAUCAUCAGCAUAGCAGAGCUCAGCAUCUCUGUGACUAUUGCAUCCUUUAGAAGCAAGUGCUGGAUGCAGUCAGAUGAGGUUCUGUUUUUCUUGCCUUCGGAUGUUACUCAAAAUGGUGAACAACCUGCCCCAGAAGAAAAUGCUCAAUUACAAUUUGUGCUUCAAGAAGAGUUUUCCAGUGAUGAUUCAACAACAUAUGCACAGUCUGUUUUCUUUGGAGGCUAUGCUUUUUUCAAGUUAAGACUCUCUAGAAGUCCUUUAGUCUCCCAACCAGAUAAUAAAGAUAGGAGAUCUGUGACAGAUGAACAAAAGCAAAGUAUCUUUUCAUCUCCCAAAUUUUCAGAGGAAGAAAUUGAACUGAAAUCUGUGCCUCCCAUAUUAGAGAAAAAGCCCUCAGAAAAUAUUAUGCCCAUUCAGCCAGACUCUACAUUUAAACAAAUGACAGAUGAAGAUCUACAAUCUGCUAUGGUACAACCCUCCCAAAUGGAAACCCAGUCUACAUCAUCUGAUGUCAAACAGUCUUAUAAUCUGACAGCUGAUGACCUGUCCCCUCAAGGCAUACUAUCCCAAGAUAUGCUGCUUCAUGACAUGGCAUCACAAGACAUGCAAUCCCUAUCUAUACUAUCUCAAGACACACCAUCCCACAAUGUGUCACCCCAAGACAUAACUUCCCAAGACGUGCUAUCCCAAGCUGUAUCAAAACAAGUCAUAUUACCUGAAGCCUCAACAUCCCAUAUUGUAGAGGUCCCUAAAAUACAACACCUACUUCAACAACCCCCAGAUCGUCAACUAGAAAACAUUCACCCUCAAAAUCAGCAAAAUUUACAAAUGUCAUAUCAAAAUAUUAGAUCAGAAGUUAUGGAAGAAACCAAAGAAUGGAAAGCUGAGGAGGAACUCCAUAGUAGAAAAUCCUCAAGACGGCAUUCCUUAAACCAGCAAACUAAAAGCUUGCAAUACGUAAGGAGAUAUUCCUUAGACGUGCAAACCAAAGGCCAGAAAUCCCCAAAGGGGCAUUCCUUAGAUCAGCAAAGCAAAGGCUGGAAAUCUCCAAGGCGGAAAUCCUUAGACCAGCAAAUCAAAGACUGGCUAUUCCCAAAGAGGCACUACGUAGAUAAGCAAACUCAGUUUAAUCAAACCACAGAGCAACUCCCGGAUCAGCAAGCUGAAGAUCAGCAAGCCAAAGGGGAACGAUACCCAGAAGGACAAUCUAAAGAUGAGCAAGUUAAAGACCAGCAGACUAAGAAGGAGCAACACUCAAAGAAGCAAGCUGAAGACCAGCAGGCCCAAGAGAAGAAAUCCCCAAAAGAAUGGUCCCAAAGUGUUCAACCCGAAGGACAGCAAGCUCAAGUGGAGAAAAUGCCAAAGCAGUUAUGCCAAGAUUCAGAAUCCCAAAUACAGCAAUACCAAUUCUGGCAAUACCACAAAAGCAAUCUACGGACUGGACAACCCAAGACUGUCAAUCCAAUGACUGGAGAACUCAAGGCUGGAGAGACAAAGAUUACAAAGCACGAGAGUGGCAAUUUGCCAUGCAGCACUGGCAAACACAAGAUCUAUUAG